CUGGAAAAAAACUCGACACAGCCAGAAAUUUCCAUGUGGUCGAAGGCAAACAGCAGACUUAUAUUUUCACCGAGGAAAUGGCCAUAGUGACGAUUUAUUAGUGUUAAUAUAUUACUUUGGGUUUUCACCUUAACAACUGCUCUAUAGUUUAUCGCCUGGAUUGGGCACUUAAACGUUUGAUUCAGUGUUUCUUCUUCGAUAUAAAUGACUAAACGUGCCCCAGAUUGAGGAGUCGUACUGCAGUGCUGCGUUGAGGUUUUGUGGCUGAAUCCAGGCUGUUUGUGAUGAAGCAGCUCCUUUGAUUGACGGCUGCGACGGCCAUUCGAGGACACGUAGAGGCGGGACAUAUUCUCAGCUCUGCCAAUGGAGGAUUGGGAUUACGUGGGUGUUGGCACAGAAUGUUUCCAAAUCAUUCACGUUAAUCAACGCCUUUCAAAGCAGACCUGUCUUGGCAGGAGAAGCGGAGGUGGCUGAGUUCCAUGAAUUUUUGCCACAGUGGCAGCCAGCCGGCCUGCAGUUUUGGAGCUGCUGUGUUACCUGUAAUCUUCUUGCAGACCUGAAGCUUACAGAGAACCGCACCAGACCACAACAGACCAGACCUGACCAGGUUGAGCCCAAUUAUUCACAGUCUCCCUCUCCCCCUCCCCUGCAUCCACCAGCACUCUGCGAUUGUUUCCCUCAGCAGUAAUUUAUUGUGCUGAUCGGACAACCUCACACCACUGGGACUGGACAGGAGACCCAGAGGUUCCCACCACUGGAGCUCUAAGCUGUGCCUGGCAAUGCCUCAGCCCAGCGUCAGUGGGAUGGAGCCUCCCUUUGGGGAUGCCUUUCAGAACUACUCGAUUGCUGACCAGGCUCUGACCAGCACUGAGCUGCUCGCCACCAGCUCUGACCCAGAUUUCAUGUACGAACUGGACAGAGACAUGAGCCACCAGCAGAGCCCCUGUGGGGACAGCAUUGUGGGGAUCGGGGAUGGAGGCAAGGAGGUUGAGGGUUGCGUGGACCAGCUAAUGGGUCUGGGUGAAUGUGAGACAGUCUGCAGCAGCUCGGCGUUCGAACAGUGGGACUCCUACUGGGAAGACCUCACCAGAUACACACGGCUGGCCAGCUGUGAUAUCUGGGGCACCAAAGAGGUGGACUUCCUCGGAUUGGAUGACUUCUCCAGUCCUUACCAGGACGAGGAGGUGAUUGGUCGAACUCCGACGCUGGCUCAGCUCAACAGCGAGGACUCACAGCCUGUGGGUGAGACGCUCUACCCUCCCGCUGACCUGAGCUUGCCCCAGACUCAGUCGUCCCAGCUUCCCUGUCACAGUAAGACUCUCCUGGUCCCCGGCCAAGGAUCAGGCCCCGGCUCUGUUCAACCUUCACCAAGCUCCACAUCCUCUUCCCGUCCUUCGCGCAGCCUUCUCCCGGACUUUCCUGAAGGCUCCCAAAGAGCAACCAGACCUGUUCCUUCCAGCACUGAGACUAUGGCUAAGACUCAGAGCCACCUCAGUCUCACCCAGGACCAUGGUCAUGCUCAAAUAAAGCCCAUGGUGCGUGGAACCAAAAUGGGAGCCCCAACUUCCUACAGCUCUGACUUUGUGCGCAAGGCUAAAGUCCGUGUCAGUGCUGUACAUAAGACCCAAGCGGACAUGCCUCCCCAGACGGAUUUUGAGAGGUCAGAUCCCACUCUACCUCUCUCCCAGCCUCGAGAUGAGAAAGCCUCUACUUCAGCAAGUGCCGCCUUAGUGGGACUUCCUGGUGCUGCCGCCGCCAGCUGUUCAGGCAGCCUGGCGAGCUUUGAAAGGAGAGUAGAGGGGACAGCGAGGAGAGAGAUGCCUGUAGGCCGGUCUGCCACUGUGCCUCAGCUGGUUGAGGCAAGCCAGGCUCUGGAGACCAGCACCUCUGGGCUGGUGAUCAGCGAUGGUGUUUGCAGCGGGGCUGGCAGUCUUUUGGUUGUUGAGGGUACGGAGAAGACCAAGGAAGAGGAGCACAACUACUCUCUCUUCCUGACCCGCAGCAGACUGGGCAGCAGAGGCCACCCCCAGAUAGAGGAAGAGGAGGAAGAGGACGAGGAGGAUGAGGAAGAGGCAGAGGAAGAGGAAGGAGAUGGGUUGGAGCUAGAAGACGAAGACCAUGAUGAGGGUUUUGGCAGUGAGCACGAGCUGUCUGAGAAUGAAGAGGAGGAAGAAGAGGAGGAGGACGAAGACUACGAAGCAGACAAGGACGAUGACAUGAGUGACGCCUUCUCUGAGCCAGGCUGUGACAUGGAGCUGAUGGAGGACAUUAAAGGGCUCACAGCAGGAGUCUCCAGCCGAAAGAGAGGAAAGCGCCGCUACUUCUGGGAGUACAGCGAGCAGCUCACCCCCUCCAAACAGGAACGCAUGCUCAAGCCGUCCGAGUGGGACAGACACACGCUGCCUAGCAACCUGUACCAGAAGAACGGGCCUCUCCACGGAAAAUACAUGCUGAAGAAGUCUCGACGCACAGACGUGGAAGACCUGACUCCCAAUCCACGAAAGCUGCUGCAGAUUGGCACAGAGCUUCGUAAACUGAACAAGGUGAUCAGCGACUUGACUCCCGUGAGCGAGCUGCCACUGACUGCACGGCCACGCUCUCGCAAGGAGAAAAACAAGCUGGCCUCCAGAGCUUGCCGUUUAAAAAAGAAAGCCCAAUACGAAGCAAAUAAAGUGAAGCUCUGGGGACUCAGCACAGAGUACGACCGGCUGUUGUUUGUGAUCAACGCAAUCAAGGAGGAGAUAGUGGAGCGAGUGGAGGACUCUUCUCCGCGUCCAACCAACAUGUCUGACACUCUGGAGCGACUCAUAAAGGAGACACUUGUGCCAUCACCUGUUGCUGGGCAGACUUCAGACUUCGUCAACAAGAUCUUGGAGAACACAGGACGCGGCGAUCCCACCGGCGGACUGGUCGGCCUGCGAGUCCCCACCUCCAAAAUCUAGACAGGCCGCCGUCCACUGAGGACUCAGUAUUACGAUCGCGCUGUCCUGUUGUAACUAUGCUCCCUUCUGCAUGCCCCUACAACCCAGACUUUCAUGCACAUUGUUAGUCACACAAACACACAUACCACUUCCUGUGUGUAGGUAUGUGUGCUUGUUUUUGCCAUGCCACCUGUAUGGCAUACACCCUAGCUUUCUGGCUCUGCGUGCAGAGUCAGCGCAUCACAGUUCUCCCAACUCAUUGUGAACGUCCGUUGGGGGGAAAAAGCGCCUCUAAAAGCAAGUGAUGGUUAGGUGUAUAGCUAAUAGCACGUCCUAAAUCCACUGGUGAUGAUUAGAUGUGUUUAACAUAGCAUUGUGUAGGGUUGUUUCUGUUGGAGGCUGAGACAAACAGUCGCAUGAGCGUAACCACUGGAAUACUUUCACACGUUUGUUUGAGGUUGUAGUGACAAAGGACGAAUUUACAUGAAAAAAGUUCCAGUUAUCAUUUCUCAGAAGACUUUCACCUCACAUGGCAACAAAAGUGGACUUGAGGUUGUCAAAUUAACCCAAUGGAGUAAAGCACCUUGAUGAAAAUGGCCUUGUAAGCUGCAGUGGAAAAAAGCGGCUUGUUCCGAGGCGUUACGGGGUGGCAAGAAAUAUUUUGUAUUGAAGGCCUAAAUAUGUUCAUGCCAUCCCUGCGAAACAAUAAAGCUGAAAGUUAUCAUUAGAGCUUUUAUUAAGCAAGAGGCAUCCUGCUGGUUUGAAGCUCGUGCCAGGCAGGAGGAAGCUUAACGGCUCAUAGUUGACCAUGUGGAGAGGAAGCGCAUGUAGCAUGGUGCUUUUUGGCCUUGUGCUGGUUAUAACUGGACUGCGUGGAACAGACCAGUGUGGGAUCAGACAGAAAGUGAGGAAGAUGAUAAUGGUGGUGCUGUUGGCGGCGAUAGAGAUGACAUAAACAGUGAUCCAUCUCCUCCAGGAAACUGUAAAUAACUGUGUCUCCCAGCGAACGGCACCGGCUUCCCUUUUUUGUACAGUAGAGACGACCAGGCAGUUUGGUGUGUUCAUACUAGUGUUUGAUCAGAGUUCUAUUCAUUGUGCCUUGUGUAUGUAUGUAUGUGUGUGUGUGUGUGUGUGCGCGCGUGUCUCCGUAAGAGCAAGUGAGUGUGAGCGGGGCUGAACGAGGAGAGGUGAUCGGCCAGAACUCCCAGCCUAGGAAAGGACUACUUAUAGCGAGUGCGAUGAGGGACACGCUGGUGGGGUCUUGUUGUGUCUUUCAGCUGUUUCGAAGAUAUUCUGAAUGUACAUAAACAAAUGGAAGCUCUUGUCGCGUGAUGCCACAGAGUCUGUGUAUAUAGGAGGGCUCUGCAAUAGAUUACUUUUGGUUUUUGGUACUUUCGUCUUUGGGGAUUUUGGGGGGGGGUUUAAGGAUGACAGAUAUUUUUCUUUUAGAGUUACAAAAAAAUAUUUGCACACUAUCUUUUGAUUAUGUUUUGUACCAAAGACACAUGCAACGAAAUGGCGACCAGCCAGUUAAAGUAAGGUUUUGCACAGCUUACCUGACGCCGUAUUGAAUGUAAGAUUUGUGGGAGGGUCAGGGAACUUCAUAGAACUGUGAAAUUAGCUUGGGUCCAAUUCUGUACAGAAAAGGAACAUUCAUUUGCUUAUUCUUCUUCUUCUUAUUAUUAUUUUGAAUCUAAAAUUGAACCCCUCUGUUGGCUUCUCCAGUAGAUUUAUUGCUUAAGGAAGCCCUUCAUUCCUGAACUGAUUCCUCCCUCCACCUGCUCAUUGUGUUAAUGGCGCUACCUAGGAUGAAUACCAAGAGUGCUACUAGAUAAGCUAUGUUACAAUUUUCUUUUCUUCUUCUUUUUUUUUUUUUUGCUUGUUAAAAUUUCACAAACAGUAACCAAAAUCUUAUGUUCCUGUAUCACUUGUUUGAUUUCUGUAUGUAGAUGAGGUCUAUAGACAAAUAUAUUAACUGAAUAUUGUACAUAGAAACAUUAAUGAUAUAUCUAUGAAUGGUGAAACGCCACUUUUCAUGA
Molecule: messenger RNA, 4960 nt
Organism: Oreochromis niloticus (Nile tilapia)
Lineage: Eukaryota; Metazoa; Chordata; Actinopteri; Cichliformes; Cichlidae
Gene: crebrf
Product: creb3 regulatory factor
Exons: 13
Coding region: 780-2942 (720 amino acids)
Biological process (GO): response to unfolded protein; regulation of transcription by RNA polymerase II
Cellular component (GO): nucleus
Molecular function (GO): RNA polymerase II transcription regulatory region sequence-specific DNA binding; DNA-binding transcription factor activity, RNA polymerase II-specific
Source: RefSeq, a predicted model, not a curated record